Messenger RNA from Medioppia subpectinata, 2574 nucleotides. The record is from the annotation of a GenBank genome assembly. NCBI's taxonomy places the organism in Eukaryota, Metazoa, Arthropoda, Arachnida, Sarcoptiformes, Oppiidae.
AUGUGUAGCACAUGUAAGCAAAUAUUCGGGUCGUCGUGGCUUCUCGUACAACACGUACAGAAUCUGCACGGAAUGAAGAUAUAUGUGGAUAUCUUCCACAGCGAGCCAUCUAUAUUGCCUCCCAUAGACGGUCAUCACUCGCACCCUCACUCCCAGAGCCACAAUCACUCUCGCAGUGGAUCGAGUGGUGGCCACACAUCGAGUCAAUUGCUUGGAAGCAAUAAUAACUCUAUCAAUGCUUCACAUCAUUCAGCGCUACAACUGUUGCGAAUGCCGUUAAGUGAGCGUCAAUUCCCGGUUCAAUCAUUCAUCGCCGCCGCGGCCGCCGCUGCAGCCGGUCGUAGCAGUGGUGGCGGGUCUGGCACUAGUCAUGACGUGUUCGGCCACACCUCUGGCCAGGGAUCGAGUGUCACGUCCACUCUUAACCAUUCCGUCAGCGGAAUGUUCUCCGACGCCCACAACAUCUUCGGAUCCACUGCUCCGCCGGACUCGACCUCAACAGUCAAGAACUCUCCCGGAAGUUCGGUUCGGCAUCAGAACAAUAGCGCACUGGCGUUACCGCCGCCGCCAUCGCUCUCUUUCGACACACAACUCGACUUCUAUUCCCAACGUUUGCGUCAAUUGGCGGGAGCGACGAGUCCGGCCGCCGGAACCAACUCUACUUCGCCGCGAAAGUUGACGCCUCCUUCAUAUCUACAAAUGUCUUCCUCUAACACAAGAACUUCGCCCACAAUAUCAUUGACGACAUCGACUGUCGCGUUGUCCGACCGGUCGGUCACUCCGACGGCACUAAUGAAUCCCUCGAGUCCUAAAUCAAAGUCUUGUGAAUUCUGUGGCAAAUCGUUUCGAUUUAUGAGUAAUCUUAUAGUUCACAGGCGUUCCCAUACGGGAGAGAAGCCUUUCAAAUGCCAUAUCUGUAACCACGCGUGCACUCAGGCCUCCAAACUCAAGAGACAUAUGAAGACACAUCUCAGAGAACGCAAUAAUACAUCCAAUAAUGCACUCAAUCUAAACAACUCUCAUAUAAAUUGCUCGGAAAACACAACCGAUUCGGGAAACUCUGCGCCCGACUCAUCCACUCCUUCAUCUAAAAACAAUUUAAGUCUUCCCACGACUACCACAACCAAUGGCGGAGAUAUUGACCUCAUGGACGACGACGAAGAUAUCGACGACGACGAGGACAUUGAGGACGAGGACGAAGAGGUGGACGAAGAAGGGAAUGAUGUGGAAGACGGUGAGAAUGGAGACAAUUCUCGUGCUUCAAGUGUUGAGAUGGUAGCCGAAGACCUGUCGAGUCGCACAACCGGUAAUAUUAACGGCAAAGCGAACACCGAUAGCAAUAGUCCUGUGGGUGUGUCGGGUGUGUCCGCCCGGACCUCAAGUGCAAUGCAAUCGCUUUUGGGUGAAGUGAUGGAAAAGAUAGGCUUAACAGACAUUCAACAGUACAACGAGGCGUACAAACAGGCCCUCGAAGAAAGUGUUAAGACUGUGGUCGGCGGCUCUGUUAGCACCGGUAACUCUGUUAAACAGGAACGACCCUCUUCUUCAUCCAGUCAUUUGUCUCAUACGUCAGACCAUAACCACAACAGCAAUGCUUUGCAUAUAAACAAUAUACUGAAGCACUCGAAGUCUCAUUCAUCGCACCAUCACUCGCAUCAUUCACACCAUUCAUCCCAUUCAGCCGCCAGUCCUCAUCGACAGAGUUUUAAUGAAUUGGUCGCCGGAAUCGGGAGUUCAGUCACUUCUGGGGGGAACGCAGUGGUCAGUCCUGCCAGCAGUCUAUUGAGCAGUGCCUUCGACCACAACAACCCUUUCGACCCAAAACGUCUUAAACUAGACUUCAACGCGGUUUCUGAUCAAAGGGAUCCACUCUAUGCCGGUCUGUGGUUGCCAUCCGUGGCCGCCAACCCCUUCACCGCCUCUUUUGCUCAUCACUUAUCGGCCGCGUCUGACUCAAUGGCGGCCGAAUUGGUCCGAAACAAAGUGGACAGCAGUGCCUUUUGUAAGAACUCAUCGUCAAUGUCCACUUCGAGCGGUAGUCCACGUCCGGGACCUUCCAGUUCUUGUCGGAGUCUUCAUACGCCUCCAUCGCAACAACACAUCCACAGUAAUAGCAAUAACACGUCGCCGACGGCGGGCAGCGGUCGGGCGGCCAACACGUCGCCCAACGAGCGCCGCAAAGAGCACCACCACAGGAGUCGGAACGACACGUGCGAGUAUUGCGGCAAAGUCUUCAAGAAUUGCUCCAACCUUACGGUCCACCGGCGCUCACAUACGGGCGAAAAGCCGUAUAAAUGUGAACUGUGUUCGUAUGCGUGCGCCCAGAGCUCCAAACUCACCCGUCAUAUGAAAACACACGGAAGGCUCGGCAAAGAUGUCUACAAAUGCCGGUUCUGUGAAAUGCCAUUCUCUGUGCCGUCGACUCUGGAAAAGCAUAUGAGAAAGUGUGUCGUCAACCAGAAUAGCGCCGGCGGUCUCUCUGUCGGUAUGAACAGCGAACUCGCACUCAUGGCUCUACACCACACGCUCUCCAACACCAGCACCGGUAGUAACGACAAGGACUCCGACUCGUAA